UUCCUCGUAUGGUGUAAGCAAGCCCUAUAAUUAUUAUUAUUAAUAUUACCUAUAAUUACUAAUUACUAUUCAGUUUAUUCACUAUUGUGUAAGAACCAAGGAAGCUAUUCCGCCAGCUAUUGUAAUUGUUAUAUGUUUUGAAUUUUCUAUAGUAUCAAAAUGGCAGAUUCCGAAAAAAGUAAUGAUGCAGCUCUGGAAUGGUUGAAAUUGAAAACGGACAAAGGCCAAAAACCAGAUUAUCAAGUUAGAGCUGAAAUGGAAGAUGUUGGCAAUAAAUUUUUAAGGAAAUUUAAAGAAAACCCAUUAGUGCCUAUUGGUGCAUUGGUUACUGUUGGUUUUUUAGGUGUAGGUCUAAAAAGUAUGUAUGAUGGUAACAGAGUAAGAUCUCAAAUGAUGAUGCGAGGACGUAUUGCAGCUCAAGGAUUUACUUUAAUAGCUAUAUUGGGCGGUCUGUUUUAUCAAGGAAUGAAAGCAUUGAAAGAAACUGAAGAAGACACUCAUGUAACUGGUUUGAAAUAAUGAUUUUUGCCAAGUUACAUAUUGUUCUACAGUCCAAUUAUUUGUUUUAUUUUUUAUAACUUAUAAACUUAAUAUUUUACACAGAUUACUUAUUUGCACGCUAUUUAAAAAUUGGCGUUUGCAUUUAUCUUAUAGUUAUAUAUAUUAUUAGAUAAUUAUAAAAUAUAACGUCUUGAUUUGAAUAUCA
This is a messenger RNA of Rhopalosiphum maidis (corn leaf aphid), 706 nucleotides long. RefSeq names its product HIG1 domain family member 2A, mitochondrial. The transcript has 3 exons. Bases 160 to 519 code for a protein of 119 amino acids. Gene Ontology annotation, biological process: mitochondrial respirasome assembly. The record is from RefSeq and is a predicted model, not a curated record. NCBI's taxonomy places the organism in Eukaryota, Metazoa, Arthropoda, Insecta, Hemiptera, Aphididae. Gene Ontology annotation, cellular component: mitochondrion.